Blepharisma stoltei is the source of this 1613-nucleotide messenger RNA. Lineage: Eukaryota; Ciliophora; Heterotrichea; Heterotrichida; Blepharismidae. The record is from the annotation of a GenBank genome assembly.
AUGGGCUGCUGCGUCACUAAAGCUCAAACCGCUCAAGUUCACCUGCCUAGGGUCCCUAUAGAGACAGCGCUUGCAAGAUCUCCUGUUUCAAGGCAAAACCUAAACGAGCUCUCUUCAUUUUUGCUAUGCCCUUACUGUCUAGAAGAAUUCAGAGAUAACACAACCAUCAGAAAUUUCACUGAACAUUUGUUGAUCUGCAUAAGCCACGGCAGGACAGCCAGGUCACACCCACGACACACGCUAAAAAACCUAACUAGAGAGUCUCCUUAUAAUGUAAAAAUCCAAUGACUUAAAGACGAAUUAACCAAAAUUCGAAUUCCCUGACAAUCUGAAAGCAUGAAGUUAGAAAUAUUAAGGGAUGAGUUCAUGGAGACCUCAAUGAAUCACAUUUUGACUGGUGCUUGCACUUUUUAAUAGUCAGACUGCCAGGUCGAGCUAGAGCCAGCUUUGGUCAGUAAUUAAAAAAUUUUACAAAAAUAGAGAUUUUUUUCAUUAAACAAAUUUUAAAGGUAUUGACUCAAUACAAAAUCCGUAAAAAUUUGGCUUUGACUGCUAUAAAAUAGGAUUUCCCCAUUUUGACAUUUACUCCUCAAGAUAUGCAUAAAGAAUUCAACGUCAGCUUCAGCGGAGAGCGGGGCAUGGAUGCAGGCGGAGUACUCAGAGAAUGGUUCACAUUGAUAACAAAGGCACUUUUUUCUAAAGAAAAAGAGCUUUUUGUGCUGUCUAAUGCAAAAAUUGUAAAUUAUACAUUCCCAUUAGGAAUUGAUGGGAGCAAAGAAAACGAGUAUGUUUUCAUGGGCAGAGUCAUGGGAAAAGCCCUAUUUGAGCAGGUAUCAAUCACAUGCCCAUUAUCUGGAGUCAUUUUUAAGCAUAUUACAGGGGAUGAAAUAAAUCUAGAAGAUUUAAAUUUUUUGGAUAACGACGUAAGAGCCAUUUAGCUUUACAGCGCUUUAAAAUUCAUGAAGGAAAACCCGAUUGAGACAGUUUUCUUUGAAACUUUUCAAGUAGAAAAGCAUCAGAAUGGGCAGGUUUAUAAGUAUCUAUUGAAAGAAAACGGUGACCAAAUAAAGGUCACUGAUGAAAAUAAAGAGGAAUAUAUAGAAUUAAGGGCCAAGUUUGAGACCACAGAAAUCAUGAAGCCUGGGAUUGAUUUUUUGCUUCAAGGGUUUUAUGCAGUCAUCCCUCAGCCACUGGUCUCUUUUUUUACGUCACAAGAGCUGGAGCUUGCAUUGUGUGGGCUUCCGGUUAUUGAUAUUCAGGACUGGAAAGACCAUACUGACUAUAGAGGAGAGUUUUCAAGGUCACAUAAAGUUGUAGGCUGAUUCUGAGAAGUCGUGGAGUCCUUAGCCCAAGAGCAAGUCUCCAAUUUACUUUUAUUUGUGACUGGGUCUCCAAGACUGUCAAUUGAUGGAUUCGCCUCACUCAGGACGUCAAGAGGAGAGCCUGCUCGGUUUACUAUUGAACCGAUACAUUAUGAUAAAAACAGCAUUUUUCCACGUGCUCAUACUUGUUUUAAUAGGCUUGAUUUACCUAUAUAUCCCAGUAAAGAAAUCUUGGAAAAAGGCCUUGUAUAUGUAAUAAAAAACCAUGCCCUUGGCUUUGGUAUUGAAUAA